GCUUCGUUUCAGCUGUGCAUGUUGCCGAACAGCUUGGCAACUGAGUUUCAAAGUGAUUCGAGGGUUUGGCUUUGGUGACAUCUUCAAAGACCAGCCCAUCAAGCUCAGACCACGCUCUAUGGAUGUGGACUCAGAGAUGGACAAGGCCAACGAAGGGAAAGCAGCGACUGUUGCCCCUGAAACCAUGAAGACUGAACCUGACAGCAAAGCUAAAGGACGGGAGCAAUGUAAAGUCCUCUUUCCAUAUGAAGCACAAAAUGAAGAUGAGCUGUCAAUCAAAGAGGGAGAUAUCGUCAACAUUAUUACCAAGGAGUGUGCUGAUGCAGGCUGGUGGAAGGGGGAGAUCGGGGGAAGGCAAGGUGUCUUCCCAGACAACUUUGUCAAGCUGCUAGAAGUGGAGAAAGAGAGACCAAAGAAACCGCCUCCUCCAAGCGCGCCUUCAGCUAAACACACCACAGAGAAAAAGUCGGAGGUCAAGAAGGCUCCUCCUGAGCGACCUGAACAUCUUCCACUGAGAGACCAGGAACGAGGUGAAGAGCUGAAGUUUGGAGACAUCCCCAAGCCCACCCUCCCAUCUCUCCUUCCCAAGAAACCCCUCCCCCCAAAGACAAGCACCUCCUCUACCUCCCAACCCCCGCGGCGUCCCGAGAGACCGCCCGCUCUCGCGAGUGAAAGCCCCAAGUCUGAGGGCGGGGCUUCGACACCAGAUUCUGGCCCUGACAGGUCACAUGACACUGAUGUGGACCUGGACGUGGUCGUCGCAUCAGCAGAGAAGCUGAGUCACCCGACAGCGUCACGGCCAAGAGUCACAGACCGCCGGCCUCGCUCACAGAUCAUCACACCAUCCUACCUGUCCAGUACCGAUCUGGAACCCCCCGCGUUAGAGGACAGGAAGGAGAAGAAUAGAGGGAAGGAAGAGCCGGAGACUGUCACCAGAUCUUUAGACGUUUCCCUGAGGAAAGGCGCUCCCAACAUCUCUGUGCAUGACAAUAAGGCACCACUUCCCACCAAGCCCUCUACCCUGACCCCACCUAACUCCAGCCAUCGCUCCACGUCCCCAUCUUCCUCUUCGGGUCUGACCCCCUCCCCCGAGCUCCGUCAUUCACCUAUGACCCCCCUGACACUUGAGGAACUCAGGAACCAGCUGAGAGACCUGAGGGCCUCCAUAGAACGGCUGAAGAGCCAGCACAGACAGGAGAUGAAGCAGUUGGCCGGCGCGCUGGAUGAAGAGAAGAAGAUUCGUGUUAGUUUACAGAUGGAAGUAGAGCACAUAAAGAAGAGCCUGUCAAAAUGAAGACUGAAACAUCCGUACCUGCGCACUCUGAUCACCACAUCGGAGGCCAGCGUUUGAAAACGAUCUCACUGUUGGCCGAGACACUUCAGCCAAAAACAAAGUUUGUGCCAAAUGAUCAUCACGAUCAACAUCAGCAACAAUUUAGUACCAUGGAAUCAGCCACCUACCCCACCCCACCCCGCAACGCCGCCUUAUCCUGUGUUUACUUCUUUAUUUUUCUCUUAAAGAGGCUUCUCUGUAAAAUGUACUGCUAUCUUGUUUGAAGCUUGCUGUGCCGCUGGUACUGACGCACCACGGCCUGUCGCUGCGUGUUGCCACAGUUACAGAAGGAUGACACAGGCGGCCGUGGCGAGUACACCACGCUGGUACUUUCUGUUUAUUAGUGUGAAGGAAACUUGGAGUUUGAACUUCGUAGCCCGGUUGGUUCAGACGACCUCUGUGCUGUUCUGUGUCCACUCUGCGGCCUUCACCCCUUAUCUGUGUGUGUGUGUGUGUGUGUGAAUGUGUGAGUGUGUGUGUGUGUGUGUGUUUUUUUUCCAUCCAUGUGAGGACUGAAGUUUUUAAACCUUCAUAUUAGCAACAUUUUUGUAUAGUGAGGUCGUUUUGGCCGGUCCUGACUUCUUCAGUGAGCUAGAUUAAGAUUAGAAUUUGGGUUUAUUUCCAUUAGCAUUAGCUUAACAUUGAUGUUUCUAUGGUACACUGCAGGCGGGUGAUUUUGAAGCAUCAGCCAUUAACAGCAUAUUGACAUAUUUCCUCUUAAGUUUUUAAUUUGCAGUCAAAUAUUCCACUUGUUCGGUGGUUAAAAUUACAAGCACAUCAGGAUUAUUCCUCAGUUUAAUUAAACCAACAUGACAAGUGACACUGUAGGUGCUAUAGUAGAAGAAAUAAAUUGUUGGACAUUUAGGGAAAUGUGCUUAUUGGUUUUCUUGCCAGGAGUUAGAUAAGAAGAUCAAUACCACUCUCAUUUUGGUACACUAAAUAUGAAGCUACAGCCAGCUCAUAAAGGCUGGACACAGGAGAAAACAGCUAUCCUGGUCCUGUCCAAAGGUAACAAAAUCUAUAUUAUAUACUGGUAUAUCUAAUACCAGUACCUGUAAAGACCGCUAAUUAAAAAGUUUUAUCUUAUUUGUUUUAUCAAUACAAAAACUGAGUGGUAUAAAAAACAAUUUGUGGUUUUAUGAUGACAAAAUGACUUCAGAAAGUCACUGACCCUAGCCCGGCAUAUAUUCCUGAAGAAAAACACAAUUUACACUUUUUUUUUUUUUUUUUGUAUGGAUGGAACAAAAAAUAAACAAUAUGUUAAAGAGCUGAUUUUGUUUUUUGACACAGCAUGGCUAGCUGUUUCCCCCUGUUUCCAGUCUAUGUGCUAUGCUAAGUUAACUAUCUCCUAACUAUAUCUUCACACUUAACAUACAGACAUUUGAGUGGUGUCAAUUUUCUCAUGUAACUAUUGGCAAGAAAGCAAAGAAGUGUAUUUCCCACAAUGUCAAAUCUAUUUCUUUGACAAGAUCCAAAACUGCCCUGUGAUAUUUGGCUGCAAAUGAAACAUUUAUGCAAAGAAAAGCAUAUGUCACUGCAUGAACACGCCUAUCUAUGAUAUUUAUCAUGUCAAGAGUAUUGCCUUCUGGACAAAAAUGUUAUUUUUUGCUUUUUGGUUUCACGUGUUUGCCCCACAACUCCAGAAACCUCAAGAAACAGCUGUGCUGGUCGCAUCACAUACCCCCCAAAAAUCAAAACUGAGAUCCAUGUGCAGAUGAUGUUUCUGGUGCUCUUUUGGCAGCAGGUGAAGGGUAAAGUUAAGGACAGGGUUUGAGGAAUGUAGUAAAUGAAAAAGGACCUCACAGGUAAAGGAAGACAAUUAUGUGUGAGUGCAUGCCUGUGUAUGUGUGGUAGCAUGUACGGCUGUUUGCCUCCCUUCCUUAUAUGUGCACAGAAUCUAUGGCAACCCGUCACUGUGGCCUUCCUGUUUUUGACUCCAAAUCUUUCUUUUCCUUUCUUUGUUUCGUAUGACAACAAGAAAACUGCUACAUCUGAGGCUACAAGUUGUUUUCUUGACUUGGUCCUUUCUCUCCAGGAUAGUGAUAAAUAUAUAUACUUUUAUAUUUCAGUGUAAUAAAGAUGCUAUUAUGUAAUGUUUGAA
Micropterus dolomieu (smallmouth bass) is the source of this 3434-nucleotide messenger RNA. Its product is annotated as SH3 domain-containing kinase-binding protein 1-like. The record is from RefSeq and is a predicted model, not a curated record. Lineage: Eukaryota; Metazoa; Chordata; Actinopteri; Centrarchiformes; Centrarchidae. The coding region runs from base 119 to 1294 and encodes 391 amino acids. The transcript is spliced from 14 exons. Gene Ontology annotation, molecular function: protein binding.